UCUCCAUGCUCGAGCGCCUCGCGCGGUCGAGAGCCCGAGCGCCGCGCCGCCGGCCACACCCCCCGCCUUUGGCCCUUUUCGCUUGGUUCCGGCCACGCGGCGCCGCCUCCACCACCCUCCUUCCCAGUCUCCGGUGCGGCGUCGAGCUCCCCCACCACCGCCUUCCUUCCCCGUCUUCGGCGGCUGCCGCCUCCGAAUCUAGCCCCGCAGCCCGCCGCCAACAAAUCUGGCUUUGCCGAAGCGGCACCAUGAUGCCCCCGCCGCCAGCCCUCCCCGGCCGCCUUCCUCAACCGCCCGACUGGCGGCGCCCUCGCCGCUAGUCUCAGUCGCCCCCUCCCACCACCACCACCGGGCCGUCCAAGGCCCUCCCUCUAAGGCCGAAGGUGGACACCUUCCCUGACAACCCCCAAACCCAAACCCUAACCUGGCGAGGAGGAAGUUGAUGGUGGCGGCGGCGCUCUUCCCCGACAAGCUCGCACGGCGAUGAUGGUGCGGUGGAGGUGAGUCCCCUUCUUCCCCAGCCUGCCGGCCUGCUCCCGCCAUCGAGUGACGGCUAAACAAGCGUAAACACAAGCAAUUAGUACUGAACAGUUCAUGUGCAGUGCUUAUUUUUCCACUUUGAUUGUUUUAUUCAACUGAAGAACCUUUUUUCUUAUGGCUGUGAAAUGUUAUUGAUGUUUGUGUUUUGAGAACUAUUUAUUCUCAACUUUUGAUAUGUGCAAAUGUAUGGCUUAUGGAUUAUUUUGUACUUGAAUGUGAUUGGUUUCAAAUUGGGACAUUCUAUUUCCAUAUAAAAUUGGUUCAAAUUGAAUGAUUGACUGAAUCGUAUUGGGCCUAAUUUUCAUGCAUCAAAUGGGCUUGGCCCACAUGGAAAAAUCAUGACCUCAUAAUUAGGUUGGUUUGAAAUUAACCCCAAAUCAGAUUUUAAAUGGGGCCAAGCCCAAAUAAUAGCGCCAUACAAAUAAGCCUAACUUGAGUUUAUGACGAUCUGAAUCCGCCACAAACUUUGCCAUAUCAUUUUCGACUUCAACUGGCACAUCAUUUUGCCUUAUCAUCUGUCCUGUGGCAAGAUCUUAUGUGGCGUUUUGUGUUAUUUUUAAAUUGACCAAUGUCGUUUUUAGUGUCAUAACAUGUCGUGAUGUUCUAGGCAUUGUCUAAGUGAUGAUGUUUUUUGACAUUUUUUGUCGUAGAAGGUGUUUACACCUUUUCAUGACAUUUGUUUUUCGUCAAUAGGCCGUCACAGAUGCUGUACUGUGACGAUUCCUUGUAUGUUUGUGACGAAAGUUGAGUGUCAUAGAAUGCCAAAUUGCUUUUUUAGCGAUGCUUCAUACGUUGGCUUAUUUGCGCAGUUGAUUGCUGCACUGAUGCACCCCAUUCUAUUCAGUGUUUCCGCUUACUGUUUCUAUCCGUAUGACAGGAUAGUUGGAUACUUGUAUAUGGGAACCUACAACCUUCUUAGGUCAAUUGCCCAGACUGCAAUGGCAGCUGUGAUUGGCGUCACCAUUUCCGAUCGUUUUGUAAGGUUCGCCUCAGUGAUCGGUAUAUCCAUGCAUCCUACGUUCACGGCGACCAGCAGUGUGUGGCGAGGUGAUGUCAUCUUAGCAGAAAGGUGGUGCCUUGAGCAAUACAACUUCUCUCAUGGUGAUGUGGUUUUGUUCAGGUGCCCCAGCAAUCACAAGGAGUUGUUUGUGAAGAGGUUGAUUGCGCUUCCUGGAGAAUGGUUAUGGCUCCCUGGGUCCCUUAAGAUAACUAAGAUCCCCGAAGGGCAUUACUGGGUUGAAGGUGAUAAUGCUUCUUGCAGUUGGGAUUCUAGGGCAUUCGGGCCGAUUCCCUUAGGUCUGGUUCAGGGGAGGGUGACCCACAUCAUCUGGCCACCCUCAAAGAUUGGCCAAGUGGAGAGAAAGAUGCCUGAAGGGAGAAUGCAUAAAGUAGUUAAACCAUUUGGAUUGCCAUUUAUUAUCAGAUAGUUUUUGGCAGUAAUGUGUAUGGAGAUUUGAACUGUACAAGUUUUGGGGACAAUUUUGUCUAAAUUUCUUUUUAGUCACUAUGCUGCUGUUACAUAUAUACAUGUGUAAGAUCUUUUAUUUUUUAUUUUUGAGAUACUCUAGCGGAGAACUCCAACUAGGGCCAUUCAUAAAUCCUGUAAAUGCAUAGUGAAUUGCUAGAGCCCCAGUGGUUGCUAAGUGAUGCUCUAUUCUGGGCUCAUCAAAAAAA
Messenger RNA from Panicum virgatum (switchgrass), 2214 nucleotides. Its product is annotated as mitochondrial inner membrane protease subunit 2-like. The record is from RefSeq and is a predicted model, not a curated record. Gene Ontology annotation, molecular function: serine-type endopeptidase activity. Bases 1269 to 1967 code for a protein of 232 amino acids. Gene Ontology annotation, cellular component: mitochondrial inner membrane peptidase complex; membrane. Gene Ontology annotation, biological process: mitochondrial respiratory chain complex assembly. NCBI's taxonomy places the organism in Eukaryota, Viridiplantae, Streptophyta, Magnoliopsida, Poales, Poaceae. The transcript has 4 exons.